Molecule: messenger RNA, 1095 nt
Organism: Zingiber officinale
Lineage: Eukaryota; Viridiplantae; Streptophyta; Magnoliopsida; Zingiberales; Zingiberaceae
Product: protein PHOSPHATE-INDUCED 1 homolog
Exons: 1
Coding region: 34-969 (311 amino acids)
Source: RefSeq, a predicted model, not a curated record
AGGUACUCACAGCUUCUUCCCUUCUUAUCCUCCAUGGCUUGUACGCUGCUUUUUCGUCUUUUCUUGGCUGCUUUGGUGGUCGAAUGCUGCCUCGGCGGCAGAUCCCUCGCGGCCUUGGUAGAGGAGCAACCGCUCAAGAUGGCCUACCAUAAGGGAGCUCUGCUCACCGGGAACGUCUCCGUCCACCUCAUCUUCUACGGUGAGUUCACCGCCCCGCAGCGCAGUGUCAUAUCGGACUUCGUCCAGUCCCUUUCUGGCACAAAGGACUCGCUCGAGCCCUCAGUCGCUUCCUGGUGGGGGACGCUAGCCAAGUACUACGCCACGUCUAAGGCGCCGCUCCCGCGGCUGCUCCUCGGGAAGCAGCUCCUCGACGCUGAAUACUCCCUCGGCCGCUUUCUCACCGACGCCGACCUCGCCGAGUUGGCGGCCCGCGCCUCUUCGCGGAGCAGGGGAUCUUUGGGCGUCGUGCUCACGGCGUCCGACGUGGCCGUGGAGCGGUUCUGCAUGAGUCGGUGCGGAUCCCACGGGCGGACUUCCGCGCUCUCCCGCGGCCGCCGUGGUGGCCGGUCCGCCUACGUCUGGGUCGGCGACUCGGGGACUCAAUGUCCCGGGCAGUGCGCGUGGCCGUUCCACCAGCCGAUGUACGGCCCGCAGGUUCCGCCGCUGGUUCCACCGAACGGCGACGUUGGGGCGGACGGCGCGGUGAUCAACCUAGCGAGCAUGCUGGCCGGCGUUGCCACCAACCCGUUCGGCGACGGGUUCUUCCAGGGGUCGAGGGCGGCGCCGCUGGAGGCCGCGACGGCGUGUCCCGGAGUCUUCGGCAAGGGGGCGUACCCGGGUUACCCAGGGGAACUCCUACUGGACACCGUCACUGAGGCCAGCUACAACGCCCACGGGGCCCACGGGAGGAGGUUCCUUUUGCCUGCGCUGUUUGACCCACUGACUUCUGCGUGCUCCACGUUGGCCUAGUUGAUUGGCUCACGAACAGACGUGUCCUCUGUGUGUACAUGAAUUACCACGACGGGGGUAUGGUUUUUGUGAUAUAAAAGCCCCUUUUUGUAAAUACUUAAUAAAUCAAACUUUGUUGAUAGACUA